Staurois parvus is the source of this 573-nucleotide messenger RNA. Lineage: Eukaryota; Metazoa; Chordata; Amphibia; Anura; Ranidae. The record is from the annotation of a GenBank genome assembly.
UCUUUAGUGUGGGCACCCGGCUGUGACAGUUCGCAGUCUCUUGGUCAUCCCUUGUACUAUCUGCAGUGUCUUGGUCAUUCCCUGUAUUGUCUGCAGUGUCUUGGUCAUCCCUUGUAUUGUCUGCAAUGUCUUGGUCAUCCCCUGUACUGUCCGCAGUGUCUUGGUCAUCCCCUGUAUUGUCUGCAGUCUCUUGGUCAUCCCCUGUGUUGUCUGCAGUCUCUUGGUCAUCCAUCCCCUGUAUUGUCUGCAGUCUCUUGGUCAUCCCCUGUAUUGUCUGCAGUGUCUUGGUCAUCCCCUGUACUGUCUGCAGUCUCUGGUCAUCUUCUGUACUGUCUGCAGUCUCUGCUGUACUGUGUCUGCAGUCUCUGGUCAUCUCUGUACUGUGUCUGCAGUCUCUGGUCAUCACUGUGUCUGCAGUCCUGGUCUCCUGUACUAUGUCCGCAGUCUCUGGUCAUCCCCUGUACUGUCUGCAGUCUCUGGUCAUCUCCUGUACUGUCCGCAGUCUCUGGUCAUCUCCUAUACUGUCUGCAGUCUCUGAUCAUCUCCUGUAUUGUGUCCGCAGUCUCUGGUCAU